CGGGAGUUCAAGCCAUCUCUCUCUCCGGUUCCGCGGGGCCGGUAAUGCGCGCGCACUCACUCACGGUAAGAUGACCGGGAAGAACAAAAACAAGAGCAACUCGGCCUCCAGCGGGGGACCCGCGCCCGAGGAGUCCGGCAAGAACAGCCCGAGAGCCGGUAAAGCUGCGGCGAAGAGCUCCGGGGGCGGCGGAGGAGCGCGCGCGCUGAUGGUGCUCGUGCCCGUGGCGGCCGUGGUCGCGCUCGCAGCUGUAUUUGUGCACCUGGAGCUGGAGGACAUCCGACGCACGAGCAGCGGGCACGAGCAGGCCCUGGGGAGGUGUUCGGGGGCAGCGCAGGAGCUGGAGGAGGCCCUGGAGCAGCUGCGCUCCCUGAAGGCGUCUCUGGAGGGUCUGGAGGACGCAGUGGCCCUGACCCGCUCUGAUCUGGACCGCACCAGCCGCUCCGUCCAGCAGGGGGAGCUCAGCACCCGGCGCCUGGAGGACACGCUGCAGGGCCUGCAGAAGAAGACCGUCCCGGAGCUCUCGCUGCGCCUGCAGGAGCAGACGGAUGCCCGCGGGAGGGAGAUCGCCCUGCUGGAGGAGCGGCUGUCCCAGCGGAGCCACCCUGUGGAGGAGCGCCUGGAGCAGCUGACCCGAGAACAGCAGAGCUUUAAGGAGGAUCUGCAGGAGCUGAGGGCCCGUCUGGAGAAGCAGGACGUCCCGGCGGCCCUCACACAGCAGCUGAACACCAUCAGCAGCGCUAUCACCGUCCUCAACACCGCUAAUGAGGUGUCCGAGGGGAACGCAGCCGUCCUCCGGGAGCAGAUCUCCGCAGUCAGCGCCGAACUGCAGACCAGGAACCGGGAGGUGCAAUCAGUGUCGGAGGAGAUCAAGGCCAUGCGGACGCUCAUACAGAGCACCGUGGGCAGUCUGAGAAAGGAGGCGUCUGAGGCCCGCUCCAGCGCUCAGACCUCCGCAGACCAGGCCCAGAGCUUCAUCCUCAAGCAGGACCAGCUCUCAGACGCCCUCCACAGCCUGGACACCCGGCUCACUGACGGCCUGCUCAAGCUGGAGCUCCGGCUGAAGACCGCAGAGGACAGCCAGCAGCUCACCGACAUCAGCAGCACGCUGGACGCGCUGGUGUCCCAGCACCGAGCCCUGGAGGAGCGGAGGACGGAGGACGCAGAGAAGCGGAGCGCGGACCUGCAGGAGCUGAGGAGCAGGAUCGAGGAGCUGCAGAGACUACAGGCCGCGGUGGAGGAGAUCCGGACUCGACUGCAGGAGCUGGAGAACAGCACAGAGAGUCCGUCUGAGGAGAAGAGCAAACCCACACAGAGUCCAUCUGGACCAGUCUGAGAGGAGCCGGAGCGGUCCAUCAUGGGGAUCAGGGUGUAGGGCAGGGAUGGGCAAACUUGAUCCCUGCAGAGUUCAUCUCCAACCCUAAUCAAACACCCCUGAGUGUGGCUGUCUAAUGCAGACCGGAUCAGCUGUGUGUGACUAGUGUUGGAGCAGAGCUCUGCAGGGUCGCCCACGCCUGCUGCAGGGGAGGAUGAGUCUGCAUCCGCUCUGAGAUCUCCUGAAUGCAUCGAGAUGUUCUCUGGAAUCACUCCUGAGCUUGGUCUAAUAGCGGAGUCAGCAUUAUUAGCUCUCCCUCAGGUGGAUCCAGAACACAGUGAAGGAUAUGUUGAAGAAAGCUUUGAUGAUUAAUGAAAAUCAGCAUUCUGAAGACCUCAGAGACUCUCGGUCCUCCUCGGGCUUUAUAUCCGGGUGGUGGAAAUGUGAACACGUCUUUAAUAAUGAUGAUGAUGACGAUGAUGGGUGAUCUGCUGUUUCCUCAGUCUACUCAGACCUGCACUGUCCUCUUUACCUCCUCAUCUGUCUGUACUGAAGUCUGUUGAUUGAAUGUCUGUGGUUUACGGCUGUUUUCUAAUAAAGCGUUUGACACACUG
Messenger RNA from Danio rerio (zebrafish), 1929 nucleotides. It is a transcript of the gene ckap4, whose product is annotated as cytoskeleton associated protein 4. Gene Ontology annotation, cellular component: cytoplasm; plasma membrane. The record is from RefSeq and is marked provisional. NCBI's taxonomy places the organism in Eukaryota, Metazoa, Chordata, Actinopteri, Cypriniformes, Danionidae.